Molecule: messenger RNA, 513 nt
Organism: Anthostomella pinea
Lineage: Eukaryota; Fungi; Ascomycota; Sordariomycetes; Xylariales; Xylariaceae
Source: the annotation of a GenBank genome assembly
AUGUCUGAAUCUAGCAAUGUCGUCAUGGAUUCGUCUUCCGCCUCUAGCGGAGACAAUUCUAGCGUGGUGAUGGUGACAGACGAGGGCACCAGUGGUUCUGCUGACUCGACCUCACUUGAGGAAGACCCCCCUUUGUAUUGUGGGCAUGGGUAUGUCCUUGCAACCACCCGACCAACGGACGAGAUAUGCCAGUAUACCAGGAGAACAGCUUGCCGCCUCCCCGGAGGUGUUCACUCCCCUUCCGAUCUUUGGGAUCUCCUGGUGAAGCAGGUCUCGGCUCAAGGUCCCGUGCCGCCCGAGAGAUACAACAUUAAUGGCUUCUACGAUGCCAAGGGCAACCGUAGCGGUACUACUAACGUACCAGGCGGCUACUUCCUCGACGAGGACCAGCGCAAGCUGCUCGAGGUUGUGUACAAAUGCCUUAUGAACUCGGGGACUUUAACGGGAGGUGUGGCGGGUUCCAUAACGGGCGUCUACGCUGCCAACUUUUCCGUUGACUACCAGCCCAUUUAG